Prorocentrum cordatum is the source of this 4690-nucleotide messenger RNA. Lineage: Eukaryota; Dinophyceae; Prorocentrales; Prorocentraceae. The record is from the annotation of a GenBank genome assembly.
AUGCCAACGUCUCGCAGUGCAGUACAGGGCCUCUACAAAGCGGAGGUGCUGCAUCUACUUCAGGAGCUUGGCCUGCCGUGCAGUCCGGCCUGGGGCGUGGACGAGCUGAAGCAGGUCCUCAAGGAGCACAUGUUUCCGAAGGACGAGACGCCAGUGCAGAUGGCCAUGAAGGGUCUCAGCUCGAUGAAGAAGUCCCAGCUCUUGGCGAAGGCAGAGGAGGCAGGCGCCCACGUGACACAGGGCAUGACGAAUCCGUCGCUCAAGCUCUCGAUCCGCAAGGCCAUCCUCAUGAAGCACACCCCGGAGCCGACCGACUACCUGGGCUUCGGGAAGCACGGAGCCAUGACCUGCCAGCAGGUCCGGAGCCAGUACCCGUCCUACGCAUCCUGGUGCCAGAAGGAGGCGAACCAGGAGAGCAGCUGGGAGCUGGCCCGGUUUGCCUUGUGGCUCAACGAGCAGGAGAUCAUCGACGAGAAGGCGGGGGUGACCAGGGAUCCGAAGGUCAUCCCGCAGAAGAACGGUAGACCGAUCAUGGAGGACGAGAUCGAGGAGCAGGAGAAGCUCGAGGCUGCGAUCAAGAUGCAGAAGGAGGAGAAGGAGUCCAACCGCUUGGUCCAGGAGCAGAUGCUGGCGGCGCUGAACCAGCUCAACCAGAGGAUCGGCCAGCUGGAGGGCCAGGGGCUGGACCCCAGGAAGCAGCGCUGGCUUGCCAAGUGCAUCCAGGAGAACGGCCACUUAGAGGACUAUGAGGCGCUGAUGGCCCACGGCGGUACCAAGUUGAUGGAGGUCGCGUGCAGCCCGACGUCCAUCCUGAGCACGAAGAUGGCGGAGAAGUUCGGCGAGGCCGAACCAGACCACCUGUGGAUCAGUACGAGGUGUGGCCCCCUGUCGAACCUCACCCUCGGUUUCAACGGCUCCAACCCCAUCGGGGCCGAGGCCACCAGGAAGCGCAGGUUGCAGGCCAUUAAGGAGUACAAGGGCGCGGUGCAGCUGGUGUACGACCAGGUGGCUCAAGGCAAGCAUGCACACUGGGAGUGGCCCAUCAAGUGCGAGGGCUGGGGCCACAGGAUGAUCAGGAAGAUGGUGGAGGACUGCUCCAUGACGGCGGUGAAGGCGGCAGGCUGCCAGCUCGGCGUGAAGGACGGGAAGGAGGCCGCGCCCGACUACCACGAGUUCAUGAGGUGCUUGGUAGAGCCCGGGGAGGCAGUCGACCAGGCGACGGUGGCCAACCAAGCGGAGCCAAAGCUGAACUCAGACGUGAGCUCGAAGGAGUACCAGCAGAUCAUGAGGUGGCUCACCUCGAUCCACCGUGGUUCAGGUCAUAGCUCGAAGGCCUCCAUGCUGAACGCACUUCGGAGGAAGGGCGCCAGCCCACAGGUGCUACAGACGAAUAUCACAAAGAUCUCCCUGAUCAUAGACGAGAACUGCCGGGUGCGCGUCAGCAAGCUACUGUGCCACAGGGUUGGCGAGGACCGGCACAGGAAUCCUGCAUGGGCCGACCUCAAGCAGUUCUACGAGGAGCGCUGGAUGCCGUACUUCGGCAACGCACAGAUGAUGAAAGUGGACCCAGAGGGAUCCUGGAUGUCCAAGCAGGCGGCUGAGUACUUUGAUUCCGACUCCAUCGCGUACGAGCCCAUUCCUGGCCAGGCCCAUUGGCACAUCUCCCUUGCCGAGGAGGCCAUCCAGGCCACCAAGGGGACCAUGGGCAAGUUGGUGACGGAGAACCCCGAGAUGACGACGGAGGAAGCCCUGGCCAGAGCGACCGCAGCUGGGAACUCACGGGAAGAUGUUCGGGGACACUCACCCCUUCAACAUGCCCUCGGCAGGGCACCAGAUCUGGACGGACACUUCUUUGAGAGCGACUUCGACGAGCUGCCCUACGUGGAAGCCCAGAGGGUCGACAAGGAGUUCGGGGAGAACUACACAAGAAUGUAUGCGGCCGAGCAGGAGUACCUGAGACAAGUCUACAUGCGACGCAUCAGCAGGGCAGAGAACGCGAAGAAUCAGGCGGUGAAGUCCGUGGCGCCAGGCAUGUGGGUGCGCUACUUCCGGAAGGAGAAAGGUGAAGCUAAGGGCCGAUUCAAGGGGUUCGCGAGGGCCCUGGCCACAGAGACGGCGCGGCCGGUGGACAGGGACCUUGGCGAAGGACGGGCCCUACACCCUGGGCGCGCAGGAUCCGUGGUGUGGCUGGUACGAGCCGGGCGGAUCAUUAAGGUGGAUCUCUGCCAGAUCCGGGCGGCCCCCUCACGGGAGAUCGCCUACGCAGAGCUGAUGGGAGGCAAAGAAACGCCCUGGACAGUCCACACCUUCAUGAACCAGACGAUGAAGCACGAGCACCUUGACUUCACUGGCCACGACCCCACCGAGGACGACGUGGAGAUCUCGACCUGGGAGGGACUACCGGAACCAGCCCCUCCAUUGAAGAAGGCCCGCACAGGACAAGCCACAGAGGAAAGCCAGGCCUCAAGGCGCCGUUCCACGCCACCAGUGCGGAAGAAAAUAUUCAAGAAAGGACGCCACCCAGGAGGAACGGCCGACCAAGUCCGAGCGUCUCGAGCAGCCCUGGCGGAGGAACAGGUGAAGGAGAACAUGGCCCUCAUGGCGAAGUCCACUCCGGACGCCAGAGCCUUUUGGGCUCGUCAAGGCACGUCACUGGAGGUCUCGGUUGAGGUUCCCCUGGAGGGCAAGCCGCUCAAGCAGGCCACGAGGCACAUGAGUACCUACAUGGCGAGCCAGCAGCGAAAGGGCAAGCGCGAGAUCUCGGAGAGGACAUUGACCCCCGACGAGAUGGCGAAGUUCGGCCAAGCAAAGGCCACGGAGGUGAACAACUACAUUGUGUCUUCGGUGCUGGAGACGCUCCCACCAGGAGUGACCCCUCCUCCCGAGGACGUCAUGCGCAUGAGGUGGAUCCUCGAGUGGAAGAUGGACGAGAACACGGGCGAGAAGAAGCCGAAGGCGAGGUUUGUGGUCCUGGGUUACAUGGACCCCGAGUACGAGCACCGUCCGACCACCGCUCCAACCAUGACGAGAACUUCGAGGCACCUGGUGCUGCAGACGAUGGCGUGGUUGGGCUUCAAGGGCUACAAAGCGGAUGUGGCGGGGGCUUUCACGCAGAACAGAGAGAUCCAGCACGACCUGUUCGUGAUGCCUGUGAAGGAGCUCGCGGCGGCGCUGGGGUUGCCCGAGGGCGUCGCGAUGCGGCUCAGGAAGGCGGUCUACGGGCACGUGGAGGCAGCGAUCGAGUGGUUCAUGACCGUGAGCGAGGCACUGGAGGAGUUCGGUUGGACCCAGAUGAAGAUGGACCCCUGCGCGCGGGUGCUCUAUGGUGACGCCCACGGCAAGGAUAACGGCUUCACCAAGGAGGCGCUGAAGGACUUCACGAGCCCAGAGGUGCUUGAGGACCUGAUCGCGGCGAAGGGGGACAUGGACAUCAUAGCCAUUGCAGGGUCGCACGUGGACGACUUCCUGCUCGGUGGCAACGACACGGACCCCAGGUGGAUCACCGCCCGGGAACAGAUCGAGAAGCGCUUCAAGUGGAAGGCCUGGGAGUCAGAGGAGUUCAUGCAGACGGGGGUGCGGAUCAAGCAGCAGCCCGAGAGGAGCUUCCGCAUGGACCAGAGCGAGCAUGUGAAGACCAUCGAGAAGGCGCACCUCACCCCGGAGCGCAAGAAGGCCAAGGACAUGCCGACCACCGACAAGGAGAAGGGCCAGCUGAGGGCUAUCUUAGGAGCCAUCGGGUGGAGGUCCGAGCAGUCAGGUCCUAUGCACUCAGCCGACACGAGCCUUCUGCUCAGCACCAUACCCUCGUCCACCGUGCAGACCAUCAACGAGACCAACCGCUUGGUCGAUCGUGUUCGUGAGUGUGCUGAUCUACCUGUUGUGAUACACAGCCACUCUCAGGCACAGGUGCUGGUGCCAGUGCAGUGGUCCGACCCCUCCGAGGCCAACCGUCCCGACGGAAAGUCCACGAAGGGCCUGGUGGCAGGCCUGGUACCUGUGAAGAUCCUCAAGGGCGACGAGGAGGACGUGAGCCUCAUAUCCUGGAAGUCUGGGAAGAUCGAUCGUGGUUGCCGCAGUUCCGUGGCAUGUGAGACACGCUCCGCCGUGGAUGCUGAGGAUGAGCUGUUUGGCAUAAAGUUGCAGUGGCUGGAGAUCCUGGGCAACAACAUCGACUGGAGGAACCCCGAGGGGAUUCUACGCAGGCUGCCAGGAGCAGUGGUUGUGGAUUCAAAGGGCCUGUACGACAAGCUGCAGACGACAGUCCACACCUUCCGGGACAAGGAGAAGCGGACCGACGCGGAGGCCAUGACCCUGAAGGAGGGGACGCAGGCUGCGAACAACUGGAUGCUCUGGGUACACGGGGAUGCCCAGCUCGCCAACUCGCUGACGAAGGGACACGAGCCAGGUCAGCUGCGGAUGUAUUGUAACAACGGGCACCGCUGGAAGCUGGUCUACGACGAGAAGUACCAGAGUGCACGGAGGAGGAAGGCAGCUGGGAUCCAGCCGUUCGAGCAUGUAGGAGCGGGCAUUCUCAAGACGCCAGGCGGGACAAUGGCUCACAUCAGUGCAGCUGCGUGCCCGGACUUCCCGCCAUAUAAGGCCAUGACCGAGUGCAGUUCAGACGGGGAGGCGGACUCAAAGAUGCUCAGCUUGGAGGACCCUUAUCCGUGCAAUUCCGAGGUUGAGCAAG